Saccostrea cuccullata (small rock oyster) is the source of this 927-nucleotide messenger RNA. RefSeq names its product heat shock 70 kDa protein 12A-like. The coding region runs from base 1 to 927 and encodes 308 amino acids. The transcript has 3 exons. Lineage: Eukaryota; Metazoa; Mollusca; Bivalvia; Ostreida; Ostreidae. The record is from RefSeq and is a predicted model, not a curated record.
AUGUUGCAGGAUAUAAAUGGAAAGGAAAUGAGUGCUAAUAAAGUUUACUCAGCAUUUAUCAAAUGUAUGGUCAAUCAAGUUAAGAGGAAGAUAAACAAAGAAUACCCAGGCUCAAAGUCAAGUGACAUAAAAUGGAUUUUAUUGGCUCCUUCUGACUGGACAGAUGAUCCAAAACAAUUUCUAGCUGAAGCUGCUAAAAAGUGUGACCAGGUGUCACGUGAGAGAGAGGGAGGGACCAUAGAGUUAGAGAGGAGCAAGUGUGUGUCGGUGCCUGGACGUUUGAGGGUCAAUGUGAUUGGUCAUGUAGUAGAUUUUAAUGGCAAAACAGAACAGAUAUACGCAUUACAAAUAUCAGAUUGUGGUGGAUUGCGUGUUGAUGAUGAAUUUGAUGCAUUACUAAAGCAUUUCUUUGGACAGACGUUAAUGAAAGAGUUAAAGGAUAACUACCAACCAGCCUACAUAGAUCUUGUGCGAGAUUUUGAAAAUAAGAAAAGGAUUGCAGAAGAAGACAUUGAUGCUGCUGCAUCAAUUACACUUCGAAUUCCUUUUAUUCUCAACCAAUUGAUCGCAAAAAAAUGCGAACAGAGCCAUGCGCAGCAGCUUGAAAAUAAAAUAAGGAGAAAUGAAGAUAAGCUUAUAAUCGAUAUGGCACUACUGGUAGAAUUGUUUGAACCAUCUUGUGAGCAAAUUCUGGCGCAGAUUGACAUUGCACUGAAAGAAGUUAGUGACGUCAACUGGUUAAUUUUGGCCGGAAGAUUUUCAGAUUCGGGUUUGCUCCAAGAACGAGUACGACGACAUUUCUCUGAUUAUUCUGUGUUUGGUUUGUUUGAACCAGGUCUUGUAUUACUUCGAGGAGCUCUGUUGUACGGCCAGCGCCAUCCCGAGCUUUUUGAAGGAAAAGAGCGCCUUGACGACGAUGAAUUUUGA